This is a messenger RNA of Procambarus clarkii (red swamp crayfish), 4196 nucleotides long. The record is from RefSeq and is a predicted model, not a curated record. Lineage: Eukaryota; Metazoa; Arthropoda; Malacostraca; Decapoda; Cambaridae.
GCUUGAAUGAGUGUGCGCGCAGGUGGAGGCGCCGGGUACGGCGUCGGGGCACAGUGACCGGCUAGACUCCGCUGGGGUCAGCUGUGUGAAGGAAGGUGGUGGUCGCUAUACCGCUGUGGCCGCUGUUACCCAGACAUGAAAGUCGAAAAGAAGAUGAGUUGUGACGAGAGCCAGCAGACGAAGGACCUGCCAGAAGGUGAGGUGAAAGACCUGCAGCAGCAGGAGACAUCAGCCACCACCACUACCAGCAGCAGUGGCAUCAGCGUCGCCGUCGGUACGGAUGACUUCCAUUCUGAUGAAGGAUCCAUCUCCGAUUCCGAUUCACAAGCAGCCCCAGGGCAGCCGUCCAACUCCCGCGCGAGCUCCGACGCUGAGCAGGGCGCCAGCAGAAGCUCCAGGACCUGCAGGGUGUGCGGCGAUAAGGCCAAGAGCAUGCACUUCGGAGGUCUGUCGUGCGACUCGUGCAAGGCGUUCUUCCGGCGAGCUGUCCAUCACGACGCGUUCGUCAACUUUUCCUGUCCGUACGAUGGAAACUGUGUCAUCAACAUUGCCUCCAGGAAAUGUUGCCAAUACUGCAGGUACAAGAAAUGCACGUCUAUCGGGAUGGAGCGAUCAUGGGUGAUGUCGGAAGAAGACCGCGCUCAAAUGAUGAAGCACAGGGCGGAGAAGAAGGCCAAGAUGGCGGACGACACAGGCAGGUCGAGAAGCCUCAAGGACGGCAAGAGGGAGCUCUUGCCAUUCGAGCCAGACCAGGACACCAUGCUCGAGCACAUGACAGCAACGGAGCGGGAUGAGGUGGAGCGGGCGGUGCUGAACUACAGACAGGCGUACACCGAAGUUCCCUACCGCCCCAACCUGAAGGAGUGCAACAUAGAGCGUCCCAGCGUUCAGAUCAUCAACAUGUUUACCACCAUCGUCAGACGCUUCGCUUAUUUUGCUAGGCUCUUCCCCGAGUUCUGCGACCUUCCUCCCCAGGACCAGGAGAACUUGCUUCGCAGCGGCAUCUUGGAGAUGUCACUGAUCCGAGGCGUCCAGAGCUUUGACACGGAGAACAACCGCUGGCCCAACACCAGCCACCAGCUCUACAAGGACGCCCCAACGCUCAGAGUCGAGGACAUGAAGAAGCUCGUCUCGUGCGAGCUCUACGAGAUGCACAUGAAGUUUAUCCACAGCCUGAAAGACUUGAACGUGGACGAGCCUGUGAUGAUGCUUCUACUGCUGAUUGUACUCUUUACCAGCGACCGCCCCGGGCUGGUUGCUGCCCCUACCAUCCAGACCCGCCAGGACCACUACCUCCAGCUCCUCAGGCAGUACCUCGGGUGGCGCUACGGGCCCCACAACGCCCCCAUCCUCUACCCGCGCCUCCUCGUCAAGCUCACCGACCUCCGCGAACUCAACGACCAACACACCGAGUACAACCUUAAACUGGCCAAGAAGGAGAUUGCAGAGAUACAGUUGCAACUCGGCCAACUGAACCUCAACCCUUACACUCAGUGGCCCACCAUCAUGCACCAGCAAAGCGGAUCGCCCUCUCUACCAGUAUCUUCUCGGAGAGAUGUAGGCUCCUCCGCAGGUCCCGAGGGCAGCGUUCCUCCGCCAGUAGUCCCUAUGCAAGUGAGCCUGAGCCCGGACGCGCCCAGCGCCCCCGGGGAAGCCACCGUGGCGGGAAUGGUCCCUGGUGCGCCGCUCGCUGGCAACAUCGGGGGUACAUUUGCUUCUGGAAUUGGCGGGCUCUUGGCGUCGCUGGACUUGGAACAGUUAGCGAAUAACCCGACCUUCCAGCGGCUAAUAAUGCAACAGUUCCAAAAGUCAAUUAUGAACGUCCUAAGCUCUCCCAACUUUGAUCUGGGCAAUCUUUUCCCUGACGGGCGUACAAUGUACGAACACCAGCAACAUCAGCAACAACAACAUCAACAGCAGCAGCAACAUCAGCAGCAACAACAACGACAGCAACAGCAACUACACCAACAACAACUUCAGCAACAUCAGCAGCAACAGCAGCAACUGCAGCAACAACAACAACAGCAGCAGCAGCAGCAGCAGCAGAAGCUCUCAUCUCAGUCACAUGGUCAAGCAGAGCAUGUUUCACUUCCUGCCCAAGACUCGGACCUCAUGACGCAGCUGGACUAUAUCAGUUCUAGCCAUCAAAGCAGCCUACAGGGCGUCCCGCAAUCCCAGCAUGCUCUUAUGCAACUGGAGCCUCAACCCAUGGAUGGUGUGGGUGAGUAUGGCGAUUUUGAAGAACAGAACCACCACCAUCAACGGCAACAGCAGCUUCAGCAGCAGUACCAAUUUCAUUUGCAGCAACAGCAGCAAGCCCUAUUUAUCCAGCAGCAACAGCAGCUGCAUCAACAGCGGCUACAACAAGAGCAGCAACAGCAGAUGCAUCAGCAAAGUAUGUCAGGAUCGGGUUUGAUCAUUCCAAAGCAGGAACCAAUAACGCCUACGUCUCCCACUGUACACACUCCGCAUCCCUGGAUGGAACACCCGCUGCUCUACGACGACCCUCACAGUCCUACCCAUCUACAUCAGCAACAUUCCCAACCUCACGACCCCCACUUCCCUCCCCAUCAGCAUUCCCCGCCUCACGACUCCCACUUUCCUCCUCAUGAACAUCAGCAACAUUCCCCACCUCACCAGUCUUCCCCCUCACACAGUGGCUCACGAGAAGAUUGUUCGCGUCUAAGGCGCAAUUCGUUGACUGACUACUCUGGUCUUACUCAUUUUCGGAAUAUGUUGGAAGAGUUCGCCACCUUAGACAACCCAGACCAUCUUCGGCAAGUGAAAAAGAUACUGGGUGAUGAUUUAGUAUCAUCUUUACAGCAUAGGUUAAUGGGAUCAACAGUGCAGUCACGACUUGACUUCCCACAGCAGCCUCUUCCACCAUCACCAUCACAUUCUCUGUCUCCAUCACCACCACACACUCUUUCUCCAUCACCACCACACCCCCUGUCUCCAUCACCACCACACACUCUUUCUCCAUCACCACCACACCCCCUGUCUCCAUCACCACAACACCCUAUGCUUCCAUCAUCACCACACCCCCUGUCUCCAUCACCACAACACCCUAUGCUUCAACCACCACACCCCCUGUCUCCCUCACCAUCUCACCCCCUGUCUCCAUCAUCACCACACUCUCUGUCUCCCUCACCACCACACUCUCUGUCUCCAUCACCACCACACCCCUUGUCUCAACCCUACGUCUACUCACCCCCAGCUACUUACCAGUAUUUUCAAACAGGGGAUUACCCUGAAGAGGUGACGAUAAGCAGUGUCCCUGCUAACCUCUGCUCCCCCGACCCACACUACAGUCUUGCAGACACCUCGUCUUUCUGCAGAAGCCAACAUCGAAUUUUGCCGCCACAUUUAAGCCUUGGGUCCGCCCCGUCACCCUCCAUGGCUGCCGCCAGUGUCCCCAAUACGGGGUUCCGGUACAACUCAGACCUCCUCAAUAAUGUCUCGUCCACUACGUGAUUUGCAAAUUAACUUUAAGUAUUUGGCUUUAGUGUAUUUUUCUUAUUCCUUCUUAUCGUUUGUACAUUAUUAUUAUUGUUUUUACUGAUUAGUUCCGACUGUUUUAAAUACGAAAAAACCCGCCUUUGUGGCAGAGUAAUCAAUAAUAUUGAUAAUAUUGUUGCCUUAUACGUUAAAUGAAGAUUUAAUUUUAUUUAAAGUAUACGAGCGGAUGAUACUGUUGCAUUUUGAUAAUGUAUUAUUCAUAUUUACACUAAAUAAAGUUUUCAGCUGCAUCAAUGUUAAAGGUACUUAUACAACUCGUUCUUUGAAUUCAACAAUUACAGUUUUUUGUCAGCAUUACAGCUGUAUCUAAUUGCAACUUCCUGUGGACAAUAUCGAUGCCUUCUCUUGCAACAUCUUGAAUGCAAUACUAUUGUAGGUUCGUCUGGAAGGAACUUGAUUAUUAUCAGAGUCAAUGGACUAGAAGGAAUGUAAUUUCCAGUUCAAGUUAGUGUUUGAAAGUACUUGCUCAGGAUAAAUUAAUUCAUAAGCUGCCAUUGUUUUUCAAAUCGUAGUCAUUGCAAUCAAAUCUUGCAACUGAUCAGACCUGUCCAUUCCCACCACGUCUAUCAGCGUUAUUAUUCCAUUGAAUAAUAUGCCAUAUGAGGUUCAUCUUUCUAAAUCUAACUCAAAAAUAUAACACUCAAAAUCUAACAAAAUAUAUCUUAUAUUUUUAAAGG